Papaver somniferum (opium poppy) is the source of this 744-nucleotide messenger RNA. Its product is annotated as putative pentatricopeptide repeat-containing protein At3g25970. Bases 1 to 744 code for a protein of 247 amino acids. The transcript has a single exon. The record is from RefSeq and is a predicted model, not a curated record. Gene Ontology annotation, molecular function: protein binding; RNA binding. Gene Ontology annotation, biological process: RNA modification. Lineage: Eukaryota; Viridiplantae; Streptophyta; Magnoliopsida; Ranunculales; Papaveraceae.
AUGUACUCCAAGUGUGGGGUCGUUGAAGAUACAAGGAAAUCCUUCAAUGCAACUCCAAGAUGUAGCACAAUCACGUGGAACUCAAUUAUAUUUGGCUAUGCACAACAUGGACAAGGUAAUAUCGCUCUUGAUAUCUUCUUGGAGAUGAAUGAAAAGAAUGUAAAACCAAAUCACAUAACCUUCGUAUCAGUUCUCACUGCAUGUACUCACAUUGGUUUGGUGGAAAAAGGUUGGAGAUAUCUAAACAAUAGGGAACCUAAAUAUGGUAUUCGACCUAGAAUGAAGCAUUUUGCAUGUGGAGUUGACCUGUUGGGACGCGCUGGACAUGUCAGAGAAGCAAAAAAGUUAAUUGAGUCUAUACCAUUUGAAGCUGAUGCAACGGUGUUGAAGACCCUGUGGGGUGGUUGUAGGCUACAUGGUGACAUAGAAUUGGAUACUAAGAUAGCGAAACACUUGCUAAUCUUGGAGCCUGAUGAGCACUGCACAUAUUUCCUUCUCUCUAGAAUGUAUGGUCAUCUGGGAAGUUGGGAGGAAAAGGUUUCUAUAAAGAGGUUGAUGAAGGAUAGAAUGGUGAAGAAGGUUCCUGGUUGGAGUUGGAUUAAAGUGAAAAACGAGGUUCAUUCUUUCAAUGCUGAAGAUCGGUCAUAUCCUCAACAUGAAGAGGUCUACCAAAGAUUGGAAGAACAAAUGGAAGAAAUUAGGUGGUUGUACGAUGGUGAAGAUGGGGAAUUUUUAAACACAUGA